AGCCGAAAUCAAUUUCCUGAAACAAAAUUCAUUAUACUCUUUUAUAUUCUUGGGAGGGUCUCUUCAUUUAUGUCAUCAUCGCGUUCAAACUCUUCAAACUGAAAAAAGUAAAUAAUAAUAAAUGUCACAAUAAAAUAAUAUCCCUUGAAUUGUCUGUUUUAAAAAUAAAAGUAUUUGAAUAUUUAUUAAAUUUGUUAAGUAAUAAUUUAAUUUCAUUUUUUCAUAAAAUACUCUUUUAAAAUCAUCAAGCUCCUCCCCUAACCCUUCUCCAGAGCUCCACCAAGUUACUUCAGCCCAACUCAGAACCACUUGUGUUGUACUGGCGCCAGUCAUCAAACUUCUCCUGCGAUUGCAACUCUACCACUUGACCAAAGCCAUUGUCAGCGACAAGUUCAUAGCCGGAGUUAACCCUAGCUAUCCUCCAUUCAACCAGAUUCGCCGAAAGCCAAUACCAGUCCUGCCUGAUCAGACUCGCCGGCGGCAUCGCCUCCUCCUCCGAUUCCGUCGUAUAUUGUGAGCUGCUAUAAAAAAGAAAAAGAACAGAAAAAACCAGAAUUGUUGUGUUUUCUUUGCGGAAGGAUUACCAGAAAGCAACCAUGGAUGUUGAUUCGCAGCCAACUAUGGAUGAAACAAUUUUGGUUGGUGAUGAUUUAAUGACCGGUCCUCCAUCGCCUGUAGUACCACCGGAAAUAGCCUCCCAUGUCCUCCAAGGUGUUGAUUUGUGUGAUGGACUUCUCAGGAAUCUAUUUCUAUGCUUGCAAAUCAAUGACAUUGAACCAUUUUGUCAAGAUGAAAUUGCUUUAUAUAAGCAAUGUGCUGAACGAAGGGAUAAGGAGAUACGGAAGCGACUUCAAGAUAGUGAAUUGAAGUUGGGUUUAUCAAUGCCUCUAGAUGAAGCCAAUGGGAGGGCCUCUCAGCUUGAGGCAGAAGUUACAUCAUUGGAGAGGCGCCUAAUUCUUGCUAGUGGAAUUGAGGGCAUUGAAGGUUUUCGCCAAAGAUGGAGCCUACAUGGCCGCCUUACUGAUUCCAAAAAUAGGUUGCAGUUCUUAAAGCAGGGCAUAGAUAGCAGAAGAAAAAAGAAUUAGUCCAUUGGAUAAUCAACUACCAAAAAUUGACUCUUGAUGUGAAGAUUGAACCGGCAUGAGGAUGCACCUGUUUAGUUCGUCCUCCCAAUACUCUUUAAAGUUACAACUUUUCUUUUACUUUUUUUAGCUUGGAUGUUUUUCUUUAUCUAAUAUUCCAAAUGAUAAAUCAACCAAGAGUUUGAGAUUUUAAGUCUGUGUUCUGCAUUUACACAUGGAGAUUGAUUAUAAAAUAUUGGAUCUGACCAUUUUUGUGUUUAUUAGGAGUUUUGAUUAGUUGGAUAAAUUCGACCAACCUAUGAGUGUAAAUGAGAAUUGGUCCAAAUAUUUAGCUUACCUAGAUUCAUCGAAACAAACAAUAUAGUGAUAAUCUCUCUUGUAUUAAUAUACACUUUUUCCAGUUUA
This is a messenger RNA of Vigna radiata var. radiata (mung bean), 1487 nucleotides long. RefSeq lists its product as uncharacterized. The coding region runs from base 597 to 1085 and encodes 162 amino acids. The record is from RefSeq and is a predicted model, not a curated record. The transcript is spliced from 7 exons. Lineage: Eukaryota; Viridiplantae; Streptophyta; Magnoliopsida; Fabales; Fabaceae.